CCGCAUCUUACACCGCUCACCGAAGGACAAGGACAAGGACAGGGUCAAGGACACACAGCGACAGGCGUCCCACCUCAUGUGUGCUGUCGUUGCACGUUGCACGCGGCUCUUGCAAGAUAGGCUGGCUUCCGCUCCACCGUUUGACGGAUUGCAGAGCCUACGAGAGACUGCAUACUAAUGUGGCCGUUUUGCACUUCCACCACGAGCUGAACCUUGGAACCCACUCAGGUUGAGACAUGACGCAGCCCAACAACAACCACCUCUACCCCUCCUUUAGCUUUCAAGAGCCGUUCUACGAAUCCGAGGACCUACAAUCCUUUACCAACUCAGCCUUCUCUCAAUGGGACUCCCAAGGAGCACAGAUGGGCUACGAUGCGGCCCCAAGCCCAUCACUAUCCGUCGCGACUGCCAGGAGUGCUCCGGACCCUCGGCUUUCGCACAGCUUUGCGACUUUCACUCAAUCACAGCUGGUCCAGCGUCGUGAAGGCACAGACAACCGUCUCUCUAACCUGGGCUUCCUCGCAGUGCCACAUGGCGGUCAGACCCGUUCCGCUCUCGACAAUGCAAAUCCCAUCACACGCUUCUAUAACUCGGAUUCGCCAUGGAGUCCCGAGAUGAUGAGGAGCCACAAUGUCUCUGGCGGCGCUUCCCCCUAUCCUCAGAUGCGGGCGGAUUUUGUCACUUAUCGCAACUCUCCUGGAUAUGACAUUGACCAUUCAGCCCCCAGGUCGGACUCGGGAUACCAGACGUUUCCCUCGCAUCAGUCGGUUGUGAGCCAUGAUGGUGAUUUCCCUGAGCAAGACAUCCCUCCCGAAGUGACGCCGCAAAUCGGUGGCUUGUAUGUGGACUCUGUCGCCAGCGACCCCGGCGAGAUUCCGACACUGUCAGUAUCCGUGGAUCAGGCGUCCCAGUAUAGCGGCCACAGUACUACACGUACUACACGCAGUGCCGGCCAUGGAAAGGAAAUUCCGUGUCCCGAAUGUUCAGAGAUAUCGAAGUGCAGGUCCGACCACAAAAAGCAUAUGUUGCGCCAUAGGAAGCCUUUCAAAUGCGAUGUCCCCGCGUGUCCUCGAGGAGGGAAAGGUUUCACGACAGUCAACGAUCUGAACAGACACAAGAAGAGUGUCCAUGGAAUCGGAGCCUUCACCAACUCCUACCUGUGCGCGUCCGAGAGUUGCAAGAAGAAGGGCAAGAUCUGGCCUCGGCUGGACAACUUCAAGCAGCACAUCGAUCGCAUGCACAAGGGCGAGGAUAAGGAGGAUCUUAUUCGAAGGUCCGAAUACCAUGGCGCCGACCCAGGGGCAACCGAAGAGUCCAUGACGACUGCGCCCAUGGAAACGACGCUGGCGGGAAUAGGUACGGAGAGACCGUUCUCUACUUGCAGUAAUGAGCUCGAUGAUCCCACGUCCGGAAUAAGCUUAACCCCAGAUCAGGAAUCCCAUCAGCCUUGGACUACUUUGUCUCUCACCAGUCCUUCGGCACAGGGCUUUGACAUGGAUCUAGUUGGGGCGGGACCACCGAAUGCGGCUGCCUCUACCUAUCACGGUCGAGAUCCGGGUUUGUUGUCUCCAUUGACGCCGGAUGUGCGGAGAGUCUCGCAGAGUCCUCGUGUGCCGUCGCAGAGACUGGAUACUCACGCAGAUAUCGCCGAGUCUCAGACCAUGGAGAAGGAGAUCGUGCGACCACCUCCCGAUCUUUCAAGCGCACUUCAGGCGCAAGGAGGCCCAGAGCAAGAAGCUCUUUUGAAGUUCUCCAAAUCCUUGGUCAACGUGAUUCAGCAUGCCUCAAACAACAGCUCGGGAGAGGACCUGGAAAACCUUAUUCUGCGCGCCCUCUCAACAAGCAUUGGCCAAAGGACAAUCUCGCAGCAGCUUUCGCAGCAGUCUCCCCACCGAGCAGCCUCUUUGGACCGCCCUACGAAAUCGGAAAACCCAUCAUCAUCACCAUCAUCCGCGCAGCACCAACGAAACCACCUCAAACCACCACCAUCCCCCCAAACAAAACGUUCCCCCCACCGCCCGCCAUCUCGCCGCUCCAGCAGCAGCACCUCCCCCCUCCCAACGACGCAGUGCGAGCAGUGUAACGCCGUGGUGUCGCGCCCCUGCGACCUGCGCAAGCACCUCAAGCGGCACACGAAGCCGUACGGCUGCACGUAUCCCAACUGUUAUCGACGCUUCGGCGCCAAGUCGGACUGGAAGCGGCAUGAGAAUAGCCAGCAUUUCCAGCAGGAGAUGUUUCUGUGUCGGUUCUGUGGUGUGGGCGGCGUGGGUGACGGGGGAAAAGCGGGGGGCGAGGGCUUGUUUUGGAGGGUGAGGGAUUUUGAGGGGCAUUUGAGGGGGUGCCAUGGGAUGGGUGGUGGGAAGGGGAAGGGGGAUGAUGGGCAGGGCACUGGCGGUGGUGGCAGCAACGGCAGGGAUAAGGAGAUUGAGAAGGAGAUGAAAGAGAGGCGGAUCGGGAGGAACGGCCAGGGCGCAUUCUGGUGCGGCUUCUGCGCGGAUGUGGUGCCGUUGCGGAAGAAGAGGAAUGAGGCGUGGGACGAGCGGUUUGAUCAUGUGGAUGGGCAUUUGAGGGCGGGGAAGGGGAUCGAGGAGUGGGUUUGUUUUGAGGCCGGGAGGAGGAAGGGGGAUUUGUUGAGAGAAAACGAAGAGGGAGAGGGGGAGAGGGAGGGAGAGGGAGAGAGGCAGAGUUUCAAGGGGGAGGGGCUUGUGAGGAGGAGGAGGACGUUGAGGGGAGAUUUGGAUGGGGAAGGGGAUGAGGAAGAGGAAGAGGUGGAUGGUGGUGAUGUAGAGUUGGAUGAUGGAGAGGACGAGGAUGAUGAUGACGAUGACGAUGACGAGUAUGGCCCGACCUUGGAUGCUCAGAGGCAGAAGGAAACCCCGCAUCCUGCCGCGCAUGCCGCAGAGUCCCGGAAACGGCACCGACACGACGCCGCCGAGUCUGCGUCUCCGUCGCAGCAGCCGACGCAGAAGAGGAGGAAGUCGAAGGUCAAGGGUGAAUUGAGAUUCAAGUACUGCUGCCAGUGCCAAGGCGGGCCUUGGGCCCAGCAUACGUAUGAUAAUUGCAUGGAGUGCGGGCAUGCGCUGUGUGGUUCGUGUGUGGAGAUGGUGGAGCUUAUAGAAGAAGAAUGAAUGGGUAGUGGGAACUUGAAGGGGGGUUAGAGAGCGAGAGGGCGAAGAAGUUUUGAGAAGGUGAAUGGAGGUGGGAUCGUUAGGUGUUUGAGUUGGCGAAACCAAUGGUUCGGGGUAUGUUUGAUUUGAUAGGAAGGGAGCAGGGAGCUGGGAUAUUAGAGGGUUGUUAUUGAUGGACUGGAUGGAUGGAUGGAUUUCAAGUGCUGGAUUUUUGCGAGGACUGGAGGGGAAGCGGAGGUUAGGGAAGUGGAGGAUCGAGGGUCACAGUAACAGAAACGAGCACACGCACUAACCGCUUUAAACAGGUAUCUACUACUAGACAAAACCAUAGAUUCAGCUACAUCCUUCUAUGAAGAACUAUCUACAAUCUCCCUCUACAGGAUUACUAACAUCCUGUACGAUACCUUAAUAACACUAUAUGCUAGACAAG
Molecule: messenger RNA, 3558 nt
Organism: Westerdykella ornata
Lineage: Eukaryota; Fungi; Ascomycota; Dothideomycetes; Pleosporales; Sporormiaceae
Exons: 5
Coding region: 237-3128 (963 amino acids)
Source: RefSeq, a predicted model, not a curated record